Cotesia congregata is the source of this 945-nucleotide messenger RNA. Lineage: Eukaryota; Metazoa; Arthropoda; Insecta; Hymenoptera; Braconidae. The record is from the annotation of a GenBank genome assembly.
AUUUAUACAGAAGACAAACACGAGUUGAAUAAUUUAACAGUUGAUACUUCGACGGGAAUUUUAUUGGAAAAACCAACGCAGUCUACCCAUCCAAGUUUAAUUAUCUCGAGAUCGGAUUUAUUGUAUGCAGCAAAGAAAGCUGCAAAAAUAAAAAUAGCCAAGCAAAAAGACGUUGAUUGUAAUAAAUCGCAGAGAAAUAAUAAAAAUUACACUUCUGCUGUUUUUACUGCGCUAAGUGACGACGAAACUUCGUCCUCUGAUUCCAGCGACGACGAUAGUCAAAGCGAUAACGAAGAUAAUAGACAGUGUGAAGAGGAUGAUGUCACUGAGCAAGUUAAAAAUUUAUUGCAGUCCGCGACAGUAGAAAAUCUUAAUUUUCUAAAACGAUUAGUAGGAGUAAUGGAAAAAGCCUGCGACCAACGAGUCCCUGUAAAGCAAGAAAAGGAACCAAGCGUGCAAGAAAUAAUUAACCAAGAAAAAGAAAAUAUCCACUCAAGCCUUGGUUCGUUUUUACCACCGAUGACAAUAAACGCAAUAUCGCACCGCAAUCCAGAUUUAAGCGACUGGAAAAAGCUAACUACUGACAUCCUUGUUGAAAUUUACGGCAAGGAAUUAGCAUUUUUGUCUGCAAAAGGUCGCAGAGGUGCUCGGGGCAUCGAUCCAAAUGUCUAUCGCUCUGUUUAUGAUUUAAUUAACAUGCGAUUAGGCUGGAUUUUGCCCUCCAAGGAAUUUGUGAGGCAUGUUAAUAAAGUGUGCUCUAACCGCAAGAAGUACGCCAGAAAACCACCCGCGGGAACUUCAACUAGUCAAGAAGUUGUUAGUGAAGAAGACCCUAUUGCUACUUUGGAACAAGGUGACUUUGAUCACCACCACGAAAUUCAAUAUCCUGACAGUAAUUUUUGUACGAUUCAAAUUUCUGAAACUUACAGCCAAGCUCAAAUGUAA